ACAUUGUAACCUUGAUUGUAAGGCAUGCCAUAAGAAACAUUGGAGUUUGUUUUAUCGUUGUCUUCCUUGCAAGUUUGAUAUUGACAUCGAAUGUGCUCUUCCAAGGCUAAAGUUUGUUGUUGAAUGUAGUGAGCACUCAUUCACUCAAUUAUUUAGGGAUGACCCAUUCGUUUGUGAUGCAUGUGGGAUUGAGGGAAAUCAUAUUUCCUAUAUAUGUUCUACAUGUCACAUUAUGAUCCAUAAAAAAUGCGUUUCAUUGCCACGCAUCAUCAAAACUACAUGGCAUCACCAUGAAAUUAUUCACAACUACUUCUUUCAAAAACAGGAGCUUGAAAAACACGGUUGUGGAAUUUGUUUCGGUGAAUUGCUAAUGAAGUAUGGCAGUUACGAUUGUUUAAAGCAAGAUUGCAAUUUUGUUGCCCAUGUGGAUUGUGCAAUGGAGAAGUAUCUUGCAACUGGUCAGAUAAAUGAUCAAGAUGAGGAGUCUAGUGAAAAUUUAGCUUCCAUCACUUGUGUCAUUGAAAUGAACCAACAUGGAGAAGCCACAAAGAUAAAACAUUUCAGCCAUGAACAUGAUUUAACAUUAGACAACAAGAUUAAGGAAGACAAUGAUAAACGUUGUGAUGCGUGCAUGCUAUCCAUCUCAACUUCCUUUUACUAUUGUUCACAAUGUGAGUUCCUUCUCCACAAAACCUGUGUCGAAUUACCCAGGAAAAAACAUCAUUGGUUUCAUGAAUCUCUCUUCACCCUCCAUGUAGAGAACACUUUCCAAUGUGGUUUAUGCUAUCACUACUGUAGUGGUUUUGCUUACCAUGGUAACAACACCUAUAAAUUUUGUCUAAGGUGUGUUGGAAUUUCUCGUAUCAUCCCACGUCAACGACACAAACACACUCUCUUUUUUGACUUUGAUUUGAAUAAAGGGCAAUGCAAUGCUUGUGGUGAUUACAUUCAUCGUGGAUACAAGUGUAAAGAUUGCACUUUUGUUUUACAUGUUAAAUGCAUGGCACUACCACAAAGAGCUCGGCAUAAGUGUGACAAACACUUUCUAGAACUUACUUUUCAUGAUGAAAAUGCUGAUCUAGAAGAAUAUUACUGUGAUAUAUGUGAAGGACAAAGAGAUCCAAACCAUUGGUUCUAUCAUUGUGCAAUUUGUGAUAAUUCUGCUCAUCCAAAAUGUGUUUUUGGAAAAUAUCCAUUUUUGAAGAAGAAGAUAGGAGAGACUUACAAGGUUUGGAAUCACCAUCAUCCGCUCAUUUGUGUUAAAAAGAGUUAUGACAUCUGUCUUAGGUGUGGCCUGCCUUGCCAAGAUAUAGCUCUUGAAUGUAAAUCUUGUAACUUUACCCUCCACUUUGAUUGUCUUGACUUGGAAGAUUUGGUAGCUUUCUGAUAAAGUGGGGGUGAAGUUAAAAGGAGCGCUUGUUGUUUUUGAUUGUAAGGGGUUGUUAUUUUCCUUUGUUUUAUGAGUGUCUGUCUGUUCACUUGUAGCCUUUUGUUCCUGUUUUUUUUUAUCAAUCUUGAUCAGUUUGUAAGUGUUGCUUGAUUGGGCUUGAAUGACAUUGCUUUUUGUUUCAA
Theobroma cacao (cacao) is the source of this 1572-nucleotide messenger RNA. RefSeq lists its product as uncharacterized. Lineage: Eukaryota; Viridiplantae; Streptophyta; Magnoliopsida; Malvales; Malvaceae. The record is from RefSeq and is a predicted model, not a curated record.